AUGUUCCUCCGUCGUUUAUUGCGUUCAUUGAAUUCGAUAGCGGUGCUCCGCAGCAGUUUGGACUCAACUGCUCGCUUGUCUUCAGUUCAUAGGCCUUCUGUUUAUUCACCGAUUUCAUCAUCAUCAUCAUCAUCGACAACACCUACUUUUGUGCGUUUCGAUACUACACGAGUAAACCGUAGUGGUCAGAUCACAUCUCGUUCCUAUGCGACCUCAAAAUCCGAAUCAGAUGCAGCAGUCGAACUGGAACCCGAUGCUGACCCAGCUGUCAAUGAUAAUGAAAUAGUAGGAAUCCCGCAGACCGAUGAUCCGGGCCGUACUCGGGGUCGAGGCAAGCCUGAUUUAUUAGAUACAGUUCGCAAAAAUGCCAAAGGAAAAGAGUAUAACCCUGUGGAUUUGGCCACCAGUCUGGAUUAUAUGAACUCCGGUGGACUUUGUCAACAUCAGCACAAAAAGUUGCUUGUGGAAAUCGAGAAAGCUCGGGAUGUGGCUACAUAUCUCACUGUUCCACCUCGUUAUCCUCAGAUUGUGCCCAGUGUUCAGUACUCGUUUCUCUGUCGGAUUGCCUCCGAUACGGGCUCGCGGAUUGGUCGGGCAGCUCGAAAUCUAUGGACAUCCGGCUCAGUUGGCCAUGGUCCACUAUGUUUUGUCCAACCGCAAACCCGACUUCGUGUGGUGGACAACAGCCCGUGGAGUAGUAUCGCUCCGGCGACAACAGUGGCCGAGUCGUUGGGAGCGAAAAAACGAUCACUCACCGGGCCUCAAAAACAACCGGCCGUUGUUAUGCGAGCAAAGUUAGCCACGACCCCAACUGGCCUUGCUCUGAAACCAGCCCUCUGUAUCCGGGUGUACAAUCAGCAAAAUAAAGGCCGCAUAGGUGAUAAAGUGAUUGUGGCUGUAGGCGGUCAGAAAAAGCGAGGCUGGAUUGUGGGAACACGACAGGCCUCACGAGACGGCUGGCCCCGAUUCGAGUCCAACAACAUUGUGCUUGUUGACGAUGAGGGCAAUCCACUGGGCACACGAAUUCUGGUUCCUAUCCCGGCGAAACUGCGCAGCCUUCCUGGGGAUAUUAGCAAAAUCCUGUCUAUCGCGACUCAUUUUGUAUAG
Molecule: messenger RNA, 1107 nt
Organism: Echinostoma caproni
Lineage: Eukaryota; Metazoa; Platyhelminthes; Trematoda; Plagiorchiida; Echinostomatidae
Source: the annotation of a GenBank genome assembly